AGUUUGAUAAACCGGUAAAUUCAAAGUCGAUCUAUAUAUCCCUCAUCCACAAUAAACAACAGACUCAUUUUUUGCGAAAUUUAAUUAAAUUCUUUUAAAAUUAAAUAUAUAAAAUGGAAGACGAACAAAUCGCAGUAUUUGGUAUUGCGGAUCCACUGAGCACACGUUACGGCAACACUCUAGCAGGACAAUUUGUAUGUGGCAGUAAAAUUGCCCUUCAUGCCUUUCGUCCCAUCACAGCCAGUACACGAGACAAACCCACAGAUUAUGCCGGCAAGGAUCCCGUAAAAAUACAUCUCUUACAGCCUGAGUUCAUAUUCGAUGAUCCCAUACUACGUAGUCUUAUUGCAGAAGCUAAUUCGACAUUUGUUGCCCUGCAGUCGCUCAAACGUAAAGGCUCCAAAGCAGACUAUACAAAAAUUUCUCGUACGUAUCGCAGUAUUAUUCGAGCGUGCUUAGAGAAAUUACAAGAUGCUGCCGGUUUGGCUGAAGAAGCCAGUAAAGAGCACGAUAUGUAUCAACAAUAUAUUUCCAUAUUCUAUUCCAUUGAAUGUGUUUGGCAUUUGAGUGAAAUAUUGUUUCUGGAUCAAACACCCUCAAAUGUCAUUGUGCCACAGCUAUUGGAAUGGGUACGUUUUCAUUUUCCCGCUGCCGAACGUAUGGCAACGGAUUUAUUGUUAAUGGGUCGUGAUGCCAGCGAUAGUGAAGAGUACUGGCCAGCUUUGAAGGGUUUGGUAUUACAGGGUCAAGUCGAUGUGGCACGUGCCAUUCUGCAGUCGCAUCCUCAGGCCGAGAGUGCGGCAUUUAAAAUGACCGAGCAGAUAUUGAAAGCAAUGCCAACAUUUAAUGUCUACGGUGGCUUUUCAAUACAAAAGUUCCGCUCACAAUGGCAGUACUGGCUAACGGAUACAGAACGUAAACUAACUGCCAAUAUUUUGGCUGUUGAACCAAAUCUGGAAGAACUUGUCCAAUUGAUAAUUGGUGACACACAAACCUGGAAUGCCCAUAUUGACAAUUCAGAUUAUUGGUAUGAGUAUUUACCGGGUUAUUUAUUCUAUACCAAUCCGGCAUGUAAACAUUUUGAAUUGGGAACAGCUGCCAAUUCAUGGUUAGAUCGUUGGGCACGCAUGAAAACGCAGCAGGGCAAAGAACCUCAAUUAAAACAUCUGGAUAAGGUUAUUCUAAGCCUGAUGGAAAAUGAUAUGCAUCAAGUUAUACAUGCCAUUCAGUUAAUGGCAGAUAAUCAAUGGUUUGUAACACAUCUGACAGAUUUGCUUUACAACUGUGGCCAAUUGCAGGUGGUUGGAGAACAUCAAAUGAAUGACUGCAUUAAGUUAAGGGACUCUUUGCUGUAUGAAUUCGGCAGCAAUUUAAUGACACGCAAUUCACUGUGGCAACUGGGCAUGGAUUAUUUACAAUUUUGUUCCGAAGAAGGUUUGGCGGCAUUGGAAUUAUGUCUCACCAAAAUUCCUAUUAAAACGGAGAAACAAGCUAUGAAAAUUUUGGAGAUUUGCCGUAAAAUGAAUUUCCCAAAUGCCGAACAGGAAAUAUGUAAGGUACAAGCCAAACAAUCGCUGGAUGAUGAACGUUAUGGCAAUGCCUUGGAAUGGGCUAUACGUUCCAAGGACACCCUUUAUGUUACAUCGAUUGCGGAUUUUCUUUUGAAGCAUUAUGCCAAAACCGGUGACAUGCUUUGCCCGGAUAUCAUUGCAAAUAUUGGUGCCAAAAUGUUUAUCUCCCCAAGACUGGUAUUCUUGGUUAAGUAUUUCGAUUUCUAUCAAUUCUAUAGGAAACGGGAUUUUCUGCCUGCCGCAGAGUUGUUGGUGAAUUUAUUGGAUUCGAAAAUUACACCAGAAUACUUUUGGCCCUCACUUUUAAUCGAUACCAUUCCCCUGUUGGAAUCCAAAGAUCCCAAAAUACUCUCCAAGGAAACCACUGCCAUAUUACAUCACUUGGAAUCGGAAUUGGUCCCACUAAUUGAAAAGAAAAAGAAGCGUCUGGAGAAAUUCCCCGAUGAACCUGUUAACAUUUUAAAGGAUUAUCGCAUAGAAAAUAUUGAAGAAAUCAUUAAUUUAUUGCGUUUGGCCUGUGCCAGAAAUUUGUCAAGGGCCCUUAUAAUUGAAAAUACCUUGAUGGCUUAGUUUUCUUUUCAAGUUUGGUUUUUAUUAUAAGGUUUUCAUUUUUUAUUAUUAUUAAUUUAUAAUUUAGGUUUUUUCCAUUAUAGUAAUGUAAUUUUUCAUUCAUUCUUGUUUCCGUUACGGCUAGAUUUUAGUUAUUAAUAAUUUGUCCCAAGUUCUUUUUGCGGGGUUUCCUUUUUUCUCGUGUUUGUUUUCUAUAUAGAUAUAUGAACUUUUGUGGAGUUUUAUAUGUAUACAACUACUUUUUAAGAAAAAAAAUUGAUUUCCAAAUAUAUUUUUUCUCUAACUCUCGGCUCAAAACGAUGUUAUACAUUUUUUUUGUUUUUCUUUCAAAGGACAUUUUUUAGGGUUUAUCAUUUUUUUCUUCUUGAGUUUUAUUCCAUCAACAUUUGUUUUAAGUUUUUUGUUCUUUCUUUUUUAACUCUUAUAUGGUUUUUUUAUUCAUUAUAUAAAGGGUUUUCUUUUUUCCUUAAUAAAAUUCUAUACAUUUAUUUGAUGUGAUGUUUUUAAUAUUUUUUUAUAGUCUUCUCAUAGAAUUAUGUUUUUGGUUUAUUGUUUUUCUUUAGGAAAUCGCUGAAUAUAAAUCAUUGUCAAAAAUUAUGUUUUUAUUGGCGUUUUGUAUCAACAGAUUUUACAAAUUACCUUUUGUUGUGAUUGCAAGAAACGCAAAAUUUUGGAAAAUAAAACUGUGCGUAAUGUUGAUGAUGGCUUGCUUCUAAAUUUGAAGAAAAAAAAUAAAACCUUUUUUAAUAAAAAAAAUCAAAAUAA
Molecule: messenger RNA, 2906 nt
Organism: Musca domestica (house fly)
Lineage: Eukaryota; Metazoa; Arthropoda; Insecta; Diptera; Muscidae
Gene: Nup75
Product: nuclear pore complex protein Nup75
Exons: 7
Coding region: 114-2141 (675 amino acids)
Biological process (GO): mRNA export from nucleus; protein import into nucleus; positive regulation of DNA-templated transcription
Cellular component (GO): nuclear pore outer ring
Molecular function (GO): structural constituent of nuclear pore
Source: RefSeq, a predicted model, not a curated record